Molecule: messenger RNA, 1101 nt
Organism: Colletotrichum navitas
Lineage: Eukaryota; Fungi; Ascomycota; Sordariomycetes; Glomerellales; Glomerellaceae
Product: transporter sec22
Exons: 3
Coding region: 160-807 (215 amino acids)
Biological process (GO): vesicle fusion with Golgi apparatus; endoplasmic reticulum to Golgi vesicle-mediated transport; retrograde vesicle-mediated transport, Golgi to endoplasmic reticulum
Cellular component (GO): ER to Golgi transport vesicle membrane; endoplasmic reticulum-Golgi intermediate compartment; SNARE complex
Molecular function (GO): SNAP receptor activity
Source: RefSeq, a predicted model, not a curated record
UUCUUGAGGACACGUCUAUUCAACGUCCCAGUUAAGCUGUGAUAACUUCCCUCCUUGACGACAAAGAAGCUCAGCCUCGAUACUGCAUUGUGCCUUCCACGAACCCUUCAGAAAUCCUCUUCGCAUCCGUUUUCCCACACCACCGCACACACCGACAAAAUGAUCCGCUCAACGCAAAUAGCAAGAUUAGACGGUCUGAUGCUGUGCGCCUCCGUCGACGACGAGCAACAAGAAGCCGCUCUCUCCGAGGUCAAGUCUCAAAUCAAGCAGAUCCUCCGCAAGCUCACGCGCAACUCGGAACCCCAAGCCAGCAUUGAAAGCGGCGCCUACAACUUGAAUUACCUGAUAGACUCGGACAUCACGUUCCUCUGCAUAACGGAGCGCUCAUACCCGCGCAAGCUCGCCUUCACGUAUCUCGCUGACCUCGCCCGCGAGUUCACAACGACCUACCCUGUCGCCCAGCUCCACUCCCUGUCCCUGCGGCCCUACGCCUUCAUGGAGUUCGACACCUUCAUCUCCCGCACCAAGGCCACCUACUCGGACGCCCGCGCCUCCCAGAACCUCGACAAGCUCAACGACGAACUGCGCGACGUCACAAAGGUCAUGACCAAGAACAUCGAGGACUUGCUCUACCGUGGCGACUCGCUCGAGCGCAUGGGCGAGCUCAGCUCCCGCCUGCGCGACGACAGCAAGAAGUACAGGCGAGCCGCGGUGAGGAUCAACUGGGAGCUGCUGCUGAAGCAGUACGGCCCGCUCGGCGCGCUGGGGUUCAUCGUUAUCGUCUUCUUCUGGUGGCGUUUCUUCUAGUCUGUUGUUUGUGGCGGUGGCAGUAUAAAAAAGGGGGGGGGAGGAGGAGAGGGUCAACGGGACCGCCCCUCAUUGAGGACCUGUUUUGAAAGUUUUUUUUUUUCUCCAGCAGACAGGCGUUAAUUAUUGCAGUGGUCCUAUAUCUAUUUGUCUAUGUGUAUCAAACAAGUCACGAUGUGGGGCCUUCUAGAAGAGAGGCGCGGAAGUACGGGAGGUCUUCUGCAGAAUAGUGGUUAUUGGAGUCUUAAUGUGGAACAUGAUCCAACACUACCCGACUUUGGGUAUCUCUGUCGU